Messenger RNA from Ananas comosus (pineapple), 731 nucleotides. Its product is annotated as 12-oxophytodienoate reductase 7-like. The coding region runs from base 232 to 534 and encodes 100 amino acids. NCBI's taxonomy places the organism in Eukaryota, Viridiplantae, Streptophyta, Magnoliopsida, Poales, Bromeliaceae. The transcript is spliced from 4 exons. The record is from RefSeq and is a predicted model, not a curated record.
GAUGCUUAUGCGAACUCUUCUGCUUCAUGAAGGUUUCCUCAUUGCCCUGGGAUUUACACGAGAGAGCAGAUAGAGGCAUGGAAGGUGGUGGACGCCGUCCAUGCCAAGGGAAGCAUCAUCUUUUGCCAAUUAUGGAAUGUUGGCUGGGCUUCUAGUCCUGUGUACCAACCUCAGGGUGCAGCUCCGAUAUCGUCGACGGAUAAACCGAUAUCUGGAAGAUGGAAAAUAUUAAUGCCUGACGGUUCGUACGGCAAGUACCUGAAGCCCAGAAGGCUUGCAACUGCAGAGAUUCCAGAUAUAGUCCAACAAUACCGUCAAGCUGCGCUAAACGCGAUCGAAGCAGAGAUUCCAGAUAUAUUAAUGGUGAAUGCAUUCCCCAUCAUCGUCAUGUUCGGCAUGUGCUCCAUAUUCCUUUUCAUGGCCUCAAUCUUGCAGAGGCGUCUAAUGGUCAUCGCAGAUCGCCCCAAAUCAAAGCCACAAGAUUGGACUGCUUUAAGGGAGAUGGAUGGUGAAGAGGAGCUGCUGUAUGUCUAAACUAAAGUCCGAACUCAUCAGAGCUCUCACGCCGCAACGAUGCAAUCCAAUGCAUCGUUUGGAAUUUUUUCGAGAUAAUAGAUGUUUAACGUCGUUUAGAAUUUAUUAUUGUUUGGUUGGAAUUCAAACAAACAUUUUGUAGUUGAAACUCAUAUAUGAAAUUUAUUUUUAAUAUUGCAACUGUGAUUUGUCGCAAA